Lycium barbarum (goji berry) is the source of this 2016-nucleotide messenger RNA. RefSeq names its product laccase-14-like. NCBI's taxonomy places the organism in Eukaryota, Viridiplantae, Streptophyta, Magnoliopsida, Solanales, Solanaceae. The record is from RefSeq and is a predicted model, not a curated record. Gene Ontology annotation, biological process: lignin catabolic process. Gene Ontology annotation, molecular function: hydroquinone:oxygen oxidoreductase activity; copper ion binding. Gene Ontology annotation, cellular component: apoplast. The transcript has 6 exons. Bases 101 to 1795 code for a protein of 564 amino acids.
UUAUUUCAUUCAAGAAUAAUAAGAAGAAUUACAUAUAUAGCAAAGCAACAUUUAUGUUCAGGAAAAAAUCGACGGUUCACUUGAAAAACUGAGGCUUAUAAUGAAAGUUUUCAUACUUCAAUUUAUAGGAGUUCUCUUCUUUUCUGGCCUUUUAUUUAGUCAAGCUUCUGUUCAUCGUCAUCGAUUUGUUGUGAAAGAAGCUCCAUACACUAGGCUUUGCAGCACAAAGAACAUCUUAACUGUCGAUGGCCAAUUUCCAGGGCCUGUUCUUUAUGCCAAUACAGGGGAUACGUUUGUUGUCGAUGUCUAUAACCAAGGAAGCCAAAAUAUAACCAUUCAUUGGCACGGUGUGAAACAGCCAAGAUAUCCGUGGUCAGAUGGUCCUGAAUUUAUUACUCAGUGCCCGAUUCGACCGGGAACAAAUUUCAGUCAAACGAUUAAGCUUUCAGAUGAGGAGGGCACAUUGUGGUGGCAUGCUCAUAGCGAUUGGUCGCGAGCUACCGUGCAUGGUGCUAUUGUGAUACGUCCUGCAAAUAAAACUCAAUAUCCUUUCCCUAAACCUGAUGGUGAAAUACCUAUCAUAUUAGGAGAAUGGUGGAAGAGUGAUGUACAAGCAGUGCUUAAUGAUUUUGUGGCAAGUGGAGGAGAUCCAAAUAUUUCAGAUGCGUACCUUAUAAAUGGUCAACCAGGGGAUUUAUAUCCUUGCUCAAGAAAUGGUACGUACAAGCUAACAGUUGACGAUGGCAAGACAUAUUUGCUACGAAUGGUCAACGCUGUAAUGAACAAUCAAAUGUUCUUCUCCAUUGCAAAUCAUCAACUCACAGUCGUAGGAUCAGAUGGUGCCUAUUUAAAGCCAUUCAAAGCAAAUUAUAUCAUAAUUUCCCCGGGUCAAACAAUUGACUUAUUGCUUGAAGCAAAUCAACCCCAUAACCACUAUUACAUGGCUGCACGAGCAUACAGUAGCAACCCUGGAAUUACAUUCGAUAACACGACCACCACCGCUACACUCCAGUAUCGGGGAAAUUACACCCCGACCCAACCACCAUCGUUCCCGAAUUAUCUCCCUAAUAACACUGAUACGAAUGCAUCGGUCAGUUUCACAGGGAAAUUCCGAUUUUUGGCUACCAAGACACAUCAAUUGGACGUACCACUGAACGUUACGAACAAUUUGUUGUUUACUUUUUCUAUCAAUACGUUGCCUUGUGCAAAUGAGUCGUGCCAAGGACCCAACGGAGAUAGAUUCGCUGCUAGUGUGAAUAAUAUAAGUUUUGUUUUGCCUCGAAUUGACAUACUUGAGGCUUAUUAUAGGGAUAUUAAUGGGAUUUAUGGAGAUGAUUUUCCUAGUGUUCCACCUUUGAGAUUCAAUUUCACAGGAGAUUCAAUUCCUGUGGAAUUUCAAACAGCUGAUAGGAGAACUGAAGUGCAUGUUCUUGAAUAUGGAUCAAAGGUGGAGCUUGUUUUUCAAGGGACUAAUUUAUUAGGUGGACUUGAUCAUCCUAUUCAUUUGCAUGGACAGAGUUUUUAUGUGGUUGGUUUGGGUCUUGGAAAUUUUAAUAACAGGACGGAUCCUUUGAAUUAUAAUGUUGUUGAUCCUCCUCUGCAAAAUACUAUUGCGGUUCCUAGGAAUGGAUGGGCAGCUGUCAGAUUCACAGCAAAUAAUCCUGGUGUGUGGUUUUUGCACUGCCAUUUCGAACGUCACUUGACCUGGGGAAUGGAUAUGGCAUUCAUUGUUAGAGAUGGAAAAGGCUCUGAAGAAAAACUUCUGCCUCCACCUCCAGAUAUGCCCAAGUGUUGAUUCAAUCAUAUAUUGACAAAAUAAAUUUUAUUAAAUUUGGCUCCUCACAUAGAGGCAUCGAAUUAAUAGUUUGCAAAAUGCCUAGGAAUAUAUUUUUUUAAAAUGGAUUGUAUUUUAUUUGUUUGUAUGACUUAGCUUUGUAUUGUUUAUGAUACAGAUUUUAGAAUGUAUUCUAAAUGUAUAACGGAUCAUGAAUAAAUGAAAGUCUUUUUUGCUUUUUU